AUCGGGACGGACUACAAAGGGAGAGACGUCUCGUGCGGCCAAGGAUGGGUACACAUCACGUUCUAUUUCUUCUUCGGUGCUUUUCUUUUUUUACAUUUACAUUAUCUUGCCUCGUGCAGUUCUCAUUGAAUCGUCCCGGUCGUAUUCUCGCUCCCAUCAUCGUCUUCUCAACUGUAUGGAUGACCCUCGCUACUUAUAAUGGAUGACCAUAUGGGGUGUACCUCGUGUAGCUAUGUAUGUGCUCGGCCUACCGCUGCUGAUAUACCCUCACAUAAGCUUCUAGUAUUUCUACCUCUCUUCUCUCGUGCUUUCUUUAUUGUAAUGUCAAAAUUUGUCACCCACCUCAUAUGGGUUCGAUCAGAUAACGGCGGCGAUAACGACUUGACCACUUUCAACCACAUACCAUGUCCAACCCAGUCACUUGCACGUCCGGCAGCAAACCGACCUACAUUUACAAACUCGUUAACUACUCUUCUCCAACCCCUACUUCUGUCGAGGAUUUCCCGGAAAAACUACCGGUGAGCCCCAUCGACGAAUGCUCGGGCUUUCUCCACUUCUCCACCGCGAAGCAAGUCCCCAACACCCUAAAAUACUUCUUCGGCGCGGACCCCCACGUGUAUAUUUUGCGUAUCCCGUAUGACAAAGUGGAGAAGGAUAUUAAAUGGGAGGAUCCUAAAGCAGAGGUGUGCGGACCGCGUGGAGGGGAAGGGAUGUUCCCGCAUGUGUAUAAUGGAUUGAAGCUAGGGAAAGAAGAGGUCGAGAGCGUGAGAGUGCUGUACGGACGGGCUAACAGUGACAAAGGAGGGGGGUGGGAUGCGGCCCUCCAAGAAUCCGCAGACUGGCUUAUUUACUGAGCUCCGAUGGGUUCCACACAUAUUGCAAUGCAAUAUAGGGGUAAGUAGCCAUCGAAGCAAAAUGAUCUUCAAGCUUCGAGCAUUAUUAAACGCAGGGGCCUUUACUCGUCGCGGAGAGACAUCGAGUAGAAAUGCACACAAUCAACUCUCAACAGUCAAA
Molecule: messenger RNA, 1014 nt
Organism: Pisolithus orientalis
Lineage: Eukaryota; Fungi; Basidiomycota; Agaricomycetes; Boletales; Pisolithaceae
Exons: 1
Coding region: 405-854 (149 amino acids)
Source: RefSeq, a predicted model, not a curated record